UGCGGCCCGGCCUGUCCCCCUUUCCCUCCGACCGGUUCCCCUCAGGACGGGCCUGGUCCUCUCCUUCAGCUCCUAUGGCGUAGGGCUUCUCCCCCCACGCCGCGGGUCAGUCCCGGGAGGACGGCUUGUCCUUUCCUCAGGUCAGCCCCCUGAGUGCCUCUGAGAGGCAGCCCCCAAACUCACAGGGACGUUUUGCUCCGCCGGGUGACCCGUUUGUGUGCCCCCAGCCCUCCCUUAAUCUGGGGGGACCCGGCUCGCCCCCGCGUCUCCGCGUCACCUCGGGGCUGCCGCUCGGCGCGCCCCCCUCCCCCACCCCGUGUCUCCGGCCCGCACCGUGUACGGAAGGCUGAGCCCGGGGAAAGCCCGCGGCUGCCCGCGGUGGUCGUCGGGUCUUGUCCUCUGUGUUGUUAACCCCCGUGGCCCAGCUCGCCCUCCCCCAAGCCUUUUAGGACACCUUAGGACGGUCCCAUUUGGUCCCGGUUAGUUGGAAAGCAUCUGGUGGCUAGAAUUUCUGACUCGUGGGAUUGUUGCUGGAGUCUCUGUAAACAAACCAGCACUGGCGCUAUCACAUUCUCUCCGGAUUCCCCCCCUCCCCCUACUCUAGCUUCUGGUUGAGAGGUUGGUUCGUUUUGACUUAUCGUUGAAAAAAAAAAAUCAGGGUUUACCUUUUAGAUGACCUCUGUUUUUUUGUGGAGCUGGAAAAUUACUUGUCUAGCUUUUAAAUAUCUUGUUUGUUUUACGUGUGUGAGUGUGUGUAUGUGUGUGUGUAGGUUUUGUUGUGAGUCAGACUUAGGUAAGUUUUUCUGGUUUUAAAUAGUUCUGAGGAGGUCUAAAAAGAUACUAAAUGUAUUCAUAAAUACUUUUGUGAUGUUUAGCAGAAGAGACAUCUUUGCCAUAUAAAUUUUUAACUUUUCUUAGUCCUUCAGUGAACCUCCAGACCUAUUUUCUCAGGAGCUCAGCCUGGCCUUACUUCAGUGAUAAAAGGAGGAAAGUUGAGGCUGGCUACAGCAAACAACAUUUAAGAUGUCCAGCAAAGGGAGCAGCACAGAGGGCAAAACAGACUUAGCUAAUGGAAGCCUGUCUAGCAGUCCAGAAGAGAUGUCUGGAGCUGAAGAAGGAAGGGAGACAUCCUCAGGCAUUGAAGUGGAGGCCUCAGAUCUGAGUUUGAGUUUGACUGUGGAUGAUGGUGGUCCUACUCGGACCAGCACAGAAAGUCGAGGCACAGACACAGAGAGCUCAGGUGAAGAAAAAGACUCUGAUAGCAUGGAGGACACUGGCCAUUACUCCAUCAAUGAUGAAAACCGAGUUCAUGACCAUUCAGAGGAAGAGGAAGAAGAGGAGGAGGAGGAGGAAGAAGAGCAGCCUCGGCGUCGUGUACAGCGCAAGCGGGCCAGCCGUGACCAGGACUCAUCAGAUGAUGAACGGGCCCUUGAGGACUGGGUGUCUUCAGAGACAACAGCCCUACCUCGUCCUCGCUGGCAAGCCCUUCCUGCCCUUCGGGAGCGAGAACUGGGUUCAAGUGCCCGGUUUGUGUAUGAGGCCUGUGGGGCAAGAGUAUUUGUACAGCGUUUCCGCCUGCAACAUGGGCUUGAGGGCCAUACCGGUUGUGUCAAUACCCUGCACUUUAACCAGCGCGGCACCUGGCUGGCCAGUGGCAGCGAUGACCUGAAGGUGGUGGUGUGGGAUUGGGUUCGGCGACAGCCAGUACUUGACUUUGAGAGUGGCCACAAAAGUAAUGUCUUCCAGGCAAAGUUCCUUCCUAACAGUGGGGAUUCCACCCUGGCCAUGUGUGCCCGUGAUGGGCAGGUUCGGGUAGCAGAACUAUCUGCUACACAGUGCUGCAAGACUACAAAACGUGUGGCCCAGCACAAAGGAGCUUCCCAUAAGUUAGCUCUGGAACCAGACUCUCCCUGUACGUUCCUGUCUGCAGGUGAAGAUGCAGUUGUUUUCACCAUUGACCUGAGACAAGACCGGCCAGCUUCGAAACUGGUAGUGACAAAAGAGAAAGAGAAGAAAGUAGGACUAUAUACAAUCUAUGUGAAUCCUGCCAAUACCCACCAGUUUGCAGUGGGUGGACGAGAUCAGUUUGUGAGGAUUUAUGACCAGAGGAAGAUUGAUGAAAAUGAGAACAAUGGAGUACUGAAGAAAUUCUGUCCUCAUCACCUGGUGAACAGUGAGUCCAAAGCAAACAUCACCUGUCUUGUGUACAGCCACGACGGCACAGAGCUCCUGGCCAGUUACAAUGAUGAAGACAUUUACCUCUUCAACUCCUCUCACAGUGAUGGGGCUCAGUAUGUUAAAAGGUAUAAGGGUCACAGAAAUAAUGCCACAGUAAAAGGUGUCAAUUUCUAUGGCCCCAAGAGUGAGUUUGUGGUGAGCGGUAGUGACUGUGGGCACAUCUUCCUCUGGGAGAAAUCAUCCUGCCAGAUCAUUCAGUUCAUGGAGGGAGACAAGGGAGGUGUGGUAAACUGUCUUGAGCCCCACCCUCACUUACCUGUGCUGGCAACCAGUGGCCUAGACCAUGACGUGAAGAUCUGGGCACCUACAGCUGAAGCCUCCACUGAAUUGACAGGGUUAAAAGAUGUUAUUAAGAAGAACAAGCGAGAGCGGGAUGAAGAUAGCUUGCAUCACACUGACUUAUUUGAUAGCCACAUGCUUUGGUUCCUUAUGCAUCAUCUGAGACAGAGACGCCAUCACCGGCGCUGGCGAGAACCUGGGGUUGGGGCUACGGAUGCGGACUCUGAUGAGUCUCCCAGCUCCUCAGACACAUCGGACGAGGAGGAGGGCCCUGACCGGGUGCAGUGCAUGCCAUCCUGAGGCCCCAUACUUAGGAGGGGCAGGCUCGGGCUGCCAACCCAAUCCUGCCUGGGCAACUCUUCCUGCCCCAGGCCCUUACAUUCAGCAGACAUGCACUUUGGACUUUUUGUUUAGAUGAAAGGAAGCUAUCUCAGAAGGAGGACAGACCAGUGGGGAACAAAUCAACAGAGAGCCCCUAGAAGUGGGAGUUGAGCCCUGGAAUGGGAUUCCAUGGAGAGGUACAAAGGACUCAUCAGAAAUGGCCUCCCUCUGAAGCCUUUUUCCCAGGGUGAGGGAGAAUCUGUUUUGUUAACUGGUUUAGGAUAGGAAUGGGGCUUCUUUUUCUUUAAUCUUCCCUUGUUUCUUUGGUGGGGGUGGGUGGGUGGGAACAACUGGCUGUUCAGUACCAAGGGGCCAGAGUGGAGGAUAGGAAUGCCACUCUCUCUUUGGCUUAGGUUUUUUGACCUUUUUUCUUUGUUUUUAAGAAGUCUAUGACAGUUUCAAUGUUUUUUCCCCAAGCAACCCUAUCCCAAGAUUCUGUUUUUCUGGGAAGUCCUUAGAGCCCCUAACCCUCCCACACUUCACUUUCCACCUCAUUCAUUCUCUGAACUUAUCACAGUGUUUUGCACUUGAUUAUGUAUCCUUCACUCUCCUCUCUUCAUCCCAUUAUCCCUUAAGUGGGUUUGGUGAGGGAGGUUUGGGAGAGGUGGGAGGAGAAGCAGAGGUGGACAAAAAAUAAGAAGGAUGUUACCUCUUCUGUUAUUUUUUUUUUUUUUUUGGUGGCAGCAAUCUCUCUGUCCCUGUCACUGUUAAGAGGCCUAAUUUUAUAUCUAUAAAUAUAUUAAAAAGCAAGUCAAACUUGGAUGUAUCAAGUUAAAAUUAUUGUCAAAGUUUAAAUACCUAUAUAUUCUUUAUGAAUGCAAUAAAGGGACUUAAAGGAAGAAUGAUCAAGAGUGAUGAUGUAGAAAUAACAGCUGUUGGUAGUUUGCCCUUUAUUUAUGGCUAUUAGAGCUUGGGGCUUACCUCCUAGGUUUUAGGAGGCUCAAGAAUGAAGGAUCCUUAGUUUUUCCCAUCCCUGUGUUGGUGUGGUUGGGAAAAGCAAGAAAUUCCUCCCAGCUCUUUACCUUAGAUCUCCUACUUCUCAAGUUUUGUGGGAGCUCCUGGGAUUGCUUUUUAUUUGGUGCAGAGGGGUGGGGGUGAGGGCUUGAACUCAGGGCCUGGGCACUUGUUCAAAGCUAGUGCUCUACCACUUCUGACUUUUUGAUGGUUAGAUAUGAGUCUCAUGGACUUCCUUGCCUGGACUGGCUUCGAACAAUGAUCCUCAAAUCUCAGCCUCCUGAGUCACUAGGAUUAUACUCUCAGCCUCCUGAGCCACUAGCACUCAACCAGAUUGCUCUUCUAAUCAAAUGCUAGCCUUUGAAACAUGAUUGAACUUUCACUUCAGAAAGGGCACACAUUGCUUGCUCUUCUUUCCUGGUCUUGUGUAUGACAGAAGGCAUACACUCUCUCCCUCUUGUAACUGGCUGCUGGAUUCUUGAAGCUGUUUAACUCCAACCAACUCCCUUCUUAAUGAAACAGUGAAGGGAACCACUUUCUGGGUUUGACUUGAUACCUUGUACUGGUUUCUUGGGACUGAGGAACAAGUCAGAAAUCCAAGGAUUUAUUCUGGUGGCUGGUUAUUAGACAACUGUCCUAACCACCAGUCACUGAGUAUGAAAGUCUCUGUUGAAUGCCUGUAAAUGGUUUUGCUGCAAUUGCUUUAUCUAUAGCUUCCACAAGGUCCAGUUGUGAACCCCAGGAGAAGCAGGAGGGGAAGGAGUAAGAAAACUGUAUUUUCAGACACUUCUUCCUCUUGUCCUGCUCCUUUUCCUAGCACUCUCCGGACCACAUGUUAGCUCCUAUACUUCCUUUCUGAAGUAGGGAAUGUGGGAUGACUGAGUAGUCUUGUGUCCUUGUUGCUAGUGGGGUGAUUAGGUGAGCUGAAAGCUAUGUACUCUGAAAUUCAUUGUAUAUUCUCUCAGUAAAAUUACCCCUCACUUUUGUCUUCUGU
Molecule: messenger RNA, 4846 nt
Organism: Perognathus longimembris pacificus (Pacific pocket mouse)
Lineage: Eukaryota; Metazoa; Chordata; Mammalia; Rodentia; Heteromyidae
Gene: Dcaf8
Product: DDB1 and CUL4 associated factor 8
Exons: 13
Coding region: 1024-2817 (597 amino acids)
Cellular component (GO): Cul4-RING E3 ubiquitin ligase complex; cytoplasm
Molecular function (GO): protein binding
Source: RefSeq, a predicted model, not a curated record